AUGUUCAAGAAAUCAGCUAAUGAUAUUGUUGUUAUUGCAGCAAAGAGAACUCCAAUCACCAAGUCAAUUAAAGGUGGGUUGAGUAGAUUAUUUCCUGAGGAAAUAUUAUAUCAAGUGGUUAAGGGUACUGUAUCAGAUUCACAAGUUGAUUUAAACUUGAUUGAUGAUGUGUUAGUCGGUACGGUCUUGCAAACUUUAGGGGGACAGAAAGCUAGUGCCUUGGCCAUUAAAAAGAUUGGAUUCCCAAUUAAGACCACGGUUAAUACGGUCAAUCGUCAAUGUGCUAGUUCUGCUCAAGCGAUUACUUAUCAAGCAGGUAGUUUGCGUAGUGGGGAGAAUCAAUUUGCUAUUGCUGCUGGAGUAGAAAGUAUGACUCAUGAUUAUUUUCCUCAUCGUGGGAUUCCCACAAGAAUUUCUGAAUCAUUUUUAGCUGAUGCAUCCGAUGAAGCUAAAAACGUCUUGAUGCCAAUGGGGAUAACCAGUGAAAAUGUUGCCACUAAAUAUGGAAUUUCUCGUAAACAACAAGAUGAGUUUGCCCUUAAUUCUCAUUUGAAAGCAGACAAGGCUACAAAACUGGGUCAUUUUGCAAAAGAAAUCAUUCCUAUUCAAACAACGGAUGAAAACAACCAACACGUUUCAAUAACCAAAGAUGAUGGUAUAAGGGGAAGUUCAACAAUUGAAAAGUUGGGUGGCUUAAAACCUGUGUUCAAGGAUGAUGGGACUACUACUGCUGGUAAUUCCUCGCAAAUUUCAGAUGGAGGGUCUGCUGUGAUUUUAACUACUCGUCAAAAUGCUGAGAAAUCGGGAGUAAAGCCAAUAGCUAGAUUUAUUGGUUCGUCAGUAGCUGGUGUUCCUUCGGGACUUAUGGGAAUUGGUCCAUCGGCUGCUAUUCCUCAAUUGUUGUCGAGAUUAAAUGUUGACACGAAAGACAUUGAUAUUUUUGAAUUGAACGAGGCAUUUGCAUCCCAACUGAUUUAUUGUAUUGAAAAAUUGGGUCUUGAUUAUGAUAAAGUCAAUCCAUAUGGUGGAGCUAUAGCCUUGGGACAUCCAUUAGGAGCCACUGGCGCAAGAGUUACGGCAACGUUGCUUAAUGGAUUAAAAGAUCAGAAUAAAGAGUUGGGUGUCAUCUCAAUGUGCACAUCCACAGGUCAAGGAUACGCUGCCUUGUUUGCUAACGAGUAG
Candida albicans SC5314 is the source of this 1182-nucleotide messenger RNA. It is a transcript of the gene POT1-2, whose product is annotated as Pot1-2p. The record is from RefSeq and is a predicted model, not a curated record. Gene Ontology annotation, molecular function: acetyl-CoA C-acyltransferase activity. Gene Ontology annotation, cellular component: peroxisome. The transcript has a single exon. Gene Ontology annotation, biological process: fatty acid beta-oxidation; phenylacetate catabolic process. Lineage: Eukaryota; Fungi; Ascomycota; Pichiomycetes; Serinales; Debaryomycetaceae. Bases 1 to 1182 code for a protein of 393 amino acids.